Paramecium sonneborni is the source of this 1116-nucleotide messenger RNA. The record is from the annotation of a GenBank genome assembly. Lineage: Eukaryota; Ciliophora; Oligohymenophorea; Peniculida; Parameciidae.
AUGAAUAACGCCGAAAAUUUUAGAGAAGAAAAAAUUUAAAUCUCUGAAUCUCAAGUUGCUCCUUAAGACAUAAUCUAAAUUAUUUAGAAUAAAUAUGCAAGAAAGCAAAAUUAAGAUAAAAAAUGUAUAAAUAGAUACAAUGUUAGAGAUAAUCAUCAAUGAAAUUCCUGAGUCUUCAAAAAUAAUUGAUUCUACACUUCAAAAAUAAGAUAGCUAACAAUAAUUAAUAUUUCAAAAAGACAUUUAUGAAAGAAGUUGAGAUAUAUUUAAAUUUAGAUUCAUUUAAGAGUAUUGGAUGUAUUUGUAGAAUAUGUGAAUUUCCAGAAUAUAGAGAUAAUCCUCUUAUUAGAGUAUGUAAAUGUAUUAGAUCUCAAAAAUAUGUUCAUGAAUAUUGCUUGAAAAAACAAAUAAUCUACAAAUAUCGAAACAAACUGCAUGAAGCAAAAUGUGAUAUAUGUUCAGAUACAUAUUAAAUGGAACUUAAGAUUGAAAGAAUUUUCUCUCCUGUAAGUGAUAAUUUUACUAACUAGUAAACUGCAUGGUCAUAAAGUAAAGAUAAACUACCUUUAUUUUGUUUAUUAGUCUUUUUGGUUGUAAUGAUAGUUGUUGUAAUAUUACUAGGGAUUAGAUUGUAUGAAAUUAUUGUAAUUUAGAACAGAGGCUAAUUAAAUUACUGAUAGAAAAAACUUUCUAGACUCUCAAUCUUUCUUAAUAAUCUUUAUUGUCUUCGCCAUGAUUAUUAUUUUGGUUUUAUUAUGGUUAAUUGCUAUGAUUAUCAAGGGAUUGUUAAUUGUAGAAAGAAUUUUAUAUUGGAAAUUAAUAGAAUAUAAACCACUCAAGAAAUCUAUACUAAAUAAAAACAUUUUGAUAUCUGAUAUCAAAUAAUCUUUUCGAAAAUCUAAACUAUUUGGAUAAUAAGAAACAACUUAAAACAGAAAAAAUAAACAUUUAGGCACUUUUAAAAUAGAAUAAAAAAAUCCAAAUCAAGUAGAUUAAUCAAUUGACGUUGGUGAAGUAUCUACAUAGAGAAAUUAACCAAAAUAAGUUACAAAUAAUAUUCUUAGUAUUUAAACUGAUCCUCGAUCUACUAGAAGAGCAAGAUUUUCAAUCAUUUGA